AUGGCGAUAAAUCAGAAUUUCCCCUACGAGAAAUUACCCAACCCUCAAUCAUUUCGGCUCCUUGAGAUCGAAAAUGGCGACAGCAAUUGCACUGUCAGAUGUACACUGAGAUUGCACUCACUGGAAACGGCACCUUCGUAUCAAGCUUUGAGCUACGUAUGGGGACCUCCAGCUACGACCAAUGGCAAAUCGAUUCAAUGCAAUGGUCAUAACUUCUUCGUUACUGUCAAUCUGUACGGAGCUUUGCAUCGCUUGCGGGAAAUAAGCGAUUGUCGCUCGAUCUGGGUCGACCAAAUCUGCAUCAACCAAAAUGAUCUACAGGAACGAUCUCAACAAGUCUGUAUCAUGAGAGAUAUAUACAGCAAAGCUCAGCUCGUCAACGCUUGGUUGGGCGCAACGGAGUCACCCGAGUCUGCCCGUGUUGCUGACAUGAUCUCCAUAAUGGGAUCUGAUAGUUGGCCUGGCACGACGAAAAGCACCGACCCUGUUGGCGAUAACGCCUUGGAAUCUCUCGGCCUGCCGAAAAAAGAUUUUCCGACCUGGGUAGCCUUCCAUAAUAUGCUCGCCCUUCCAUACUUCUCAAGAGUGUGGAUCGUCCAAGAGAUCGCCGUAGCGAAAUCCUGUAGGAUCCUAUGGGGGAGAAUCAUUAUCCCUGGUGAGACCUUUCGCAGCUCUACAGUAGGUUGGCUUUUGAUACCUAGGGUAUUGGAAAUUUCCGCUACAGUGCAUGCUGUGAAAAACGCGGCCAUGCUCCUGGUAGGAAACCAUCAAAGCAAAGAGUGGUCUUAUUUGGUGGUCAGGUUCAUGGGACACCAGGCAUCAGAUCCCCGCGAUAAAAUAUAUGCAUUCAUCGGGCUCGCAGACCAGACAGGGUACGACAUCGUGGCAGAUUACAAUAAGCCUGUUCUGGAAGUUUACCAAGACUUCGUGCGCACAAACAUCGCUGUAACCGGGAAACUUGACAUCCUGCGCUUCUCCACGGUUCAGAAUCUCGAUAUGAAAACAGGGCCUUUAUGGGUUCCGUGGUUUCAUAGCCUGCAUAAAGAGCCAAUACAUUUCCAAGACAGAACACAUAACUCUUCGAAAGACUCCAAAGCCAAAAUGGGCGAAGAUACAGAUCAAGGAGUAUUGACCUUGCGGGGAAUACAUGUUGAUACUGUCGUCAUAGCGAUAAUGCCGUUUACGCCAAGUGCAGAUUUAUGGGAGGAAGCCAAGGCCAAGGCUUGGGAAAUAGAUCCACGCCUCUCAGAGGAGAUGAUUCUGGACUCAUUAGGAUGGAGCCCUAUUACCUGGAUCUUACAAGCGUAUGAGAUGAUGAUGCAACAUGAAGACGUGAUUCUUGCGAGAAACGGUGCUGAUUUGAUUACACUACUACUGAGAGCAUUGACAGCCCGUAUGGAUACAAACCUCUACCUAUUGGAUUUCAAAGAGUACCUAUCAUCUGCUCUGUUACGACUUCUUGUUUCUCAGGAUAAGAAAGAGGAGACAAGAACUCUCAUCACGCUCCUACAUCGUGUGCUUCAGGUUCACCCACCAACACCCGAAAGACAGGCGCUUUUCGACGAUAAGGAAGAAAUACAGCAACUAAGAGAUAUACUGACAGAAGUCUACGAUAACGAAGAUGAAAUUGACUCAUCUGUCGAGCUGGUUAAGGGUUUAAAGAUUCCACCACCCACGGGUCGAAAGGAUACACCUAACAGCUUCAAAGAUGCGAUGGAAGCAGAUCGGAUGUUUUUCAUAACGGAAUUAGGGUCCGUUGGCAUCGGGCCUAUGUCAAUGAAGCCUGGAGACCAUGUUUGUGUUCUUUAUGGUGGAUGCACGCCUUUUGUUGUGCGACCGGUGGACGGUGUUGGUGAAGAUUAUUUGUUCCUGGGGGAGUCUUUUGUUAAUGGGCUGAUGAAUGGAGAGGCUUUGGAUGACGAAAGUGCUAUUGAGAAAUGGCUCCGUUUAAGAUGA
Molecule: messenger RNA, 1956 nt
Organism: Fusarium mangiferae
Lineage: Eukaryota; Fungi; Ascomycota; Sordariomycetes; Hypocreales; Nectriaceae
Exons: 1
Coding region: 1-1956 (651 amino acids)
Source: RefSeq, a predicted model, not a curated record